UACCUGAAUGAAAGCUACAAAGAAUUUUACAAAAAGCUGGUAUUUCCUGUGGCUGGAACAAUAAAUUAGCCCCCUCGCUGUAAUCUUAAAGAACUUUCGACACCGUCUAUGAGUAUCCUCAGCAAUCUUUAGGAUUUUCAUUAUAUUUCCAUUUUUCUCUUACUUAUCAAGCUUGAUUUGCUGUAAAACUGUCGCUGUUAAACCCUCCCUACCUCAUAUUUUGCAAGGGAAUAACAACAUACACACUCUGCCCCAUCUGAAGUCCAUCUCAUUUGGCCCCUAGGAUUAAAAAAAAAAAAAGCAAAACUGUUUUGCAGGCGCAACCCGCUACAGUUUUCACUGCGCCUCGGCGCCCCCUCUCCCCGGCGCGCCUUCCGCGUUUCCUGAGGACCUGCUGGGAACAUGCAGCCCCCUCCCGUCAAAGCUGGAGCUCCCACGUUUCUCAGAUCCAGGAGGAGUGGGCCGGAGAGUGGAAAGGGCCAUCCGGCAUCUGGGGAGAAGGGAGCCGAGCCCAGUCACCACCCGCCUUCUGGAAGGUGGAGCCGCGCAGGUCCCAGCGCUCGCGCGCCCGCGGCCAACGCGACCCCAGGGCCUCGCUCUCGCCGGAACCCGCGCGGCCCAGUCACCCCCGGGACACUCCCGCCGCGUCGGCACCGUGGGGACCGGCCAAGUGGUCGGGUGCCGGCUGGACUGGCAGAGUCUCGCGGCUGGGGUCUUGGCGAAGGCAGCCGACUGUGCGCCCUGUGUGCUCAGAGCUGGGAGGAGGCCUGAAGCCCAGGAGGAAUGGCCUUAAUUCCUCAUUCU
Nycticebus coucang (slow loris) is the source of this 804-nucleotide messenger RNA. Its product is annotated as small nuclear ribonucleoprotein-associated protein B'-like. Bases 403 to 771 code for a protein of 122 amino acids. NCBI's taxonomy places the organism in Eukaryota, Metazoa, Chordata, Mammalia, Primates, Lorisidae. The transcript has 3 exons. The record is from RefSeq and is a predicted model, not a curated record.